GUGGCUCACCUGUCGCCCCACCCACCGGGUUUCCCCGGAGCUCCUAGGUCCCCGGGUGGAGUUGAGACCGGACCUGGGCUGGGGAUGCGGUGCCUCCAGGCCGGCGAUCGUCUCCUCCCCGCGGUGCCCUGGGGCAGGUCGGACCGUAUCACCGAAGGUCCUCGGGCCUGUGGAGCGCAUACACAACACGGGAGUGGUAACAGUGCUGGGUCCUCGCGGAGCGAACAAAUCUUAAAAGUUGUGCUGACUUUUCGGUCAUCCAAAGCUCCAGGCUGUACCAUGUUUUACAGAUUUAGUGGGCAUGCUGGGGAAGUUCCUGAACUUGGUGACUCCCCUAAACUUAGGGUGAACUAGGAGAAUCCCACCUAGUUAACUGGGCCAAAAUAACUGUACAGUCCUUAACAUAAAAGCCCCUCGAGCCUAGCGAGGGACGUGGGCUGCUGGCUGUUGGCGAUAUUUCCCCCAAAGAGGGGGGCCCCCUUGCCAAAUAGGAAAAGGUCCAAUUCAUCCUAUUUUGCGUGACGUAUACACCUGGAUCUCAUUUUUCAUCUACUUUGCAGUUAACAAAUUUAAAACCCUGGCUAAGCCAGAAGAGCAGAACUGGGACCCUGCUGACCACCACUGGAUUUAAAGACUCAAUGGUGCUUGCAUUCCAUGAGGUUUGAGCCUCGUGGCUCGCCAUCCGGAUUAUCCAGCUGCAGCGUGAGCGCGUUCCCGCGCUUUCUUGCGUGUGGGGGGUCAGAGGGCGCCGCACAGGCGCACGGAGUCAAGGCCGCAGACAUGGGCGAGGCGGGCAGCGCGACGGAAGCCUGCGGGAUGGCGGGAUGAAGCGACGGCGACGGACGGACGUGGAGUUUGAAUCGUUGUGCCUUCCGAAGGCCCUGACUGCUUGCUGCAGGGCUUUGGUUCGGUGUGAGAAAAUAGGGAAGAAUUCGUUAGAGUCAGAAAGAAGGACUUGGACCGGCUGACAACUGAAGUGAUGCAAAUACGGGACUUCUUGCCCAGAAUACUAAAUGGGGAGGUCCUGGAAGGCUUCCAGAAACUAAAGAUUUUAGAAAAAAACUUGGAAAUGAAAGAACAAGAAUUGGAGCAGCUCAGACUGGACCGCGAGCAUUUCAAAGCCCGGCUGGAAACCUUACAGGCUGACAGCGGGAGGGAGAAGGAGGAGAAACUGGCCCUUCGACAGCAGCUUAAUGAAGCAAAGCAGCAGCUCUUGCAGCAGGCAGAAUACUGUACAGAAAUGGGAGCAGCCACCUGCACCCUGCUGUGGGGCGUCACCAGCAGUGAGGAGGUCGUCAAAGCCAUCCUGGGAGGAGAUAAAGCUUUGAAGUUUUUCAACAUCACUGGCCAAACGAUGGAGAGUUUUGUGAAGUCACUGGAUGGGGAUGUCAAAGAGCUUGAUUCUAAUGAGAAUCAGUUUGUUUUUGCUUUGGCUGGAAUUGUAACAAAUGUUGCUGCCAUAGCCUGUGGCCGGGAGUUCCUGGUCAGUUCCAGUCGGGUGCUCUUGGACACCAUGUUGCAGCUUCUGGGGGACUUGAAGCCAGGACAGUGCACCAAACUCAAAGUCUGCUGCUUCUGGUACCUGAGAACUUCUUGGGCUCUGGCCCUGUCGGCGAUUCCUUCUGCUGGGUGUUACUGGUUAAUGCUGAUGUCCCUGUACAAUGUGAGCAUCAAUUUGAAAGGCUUAAAAUACAUCAGUGAGAGCCCUGGAUUCAUCCCUUUGCUGUGGUGGCUUUUGAGUGACCCAGAUGCAGAAGUGUGUCUUCAUGCCCUGCGGCUUGUCCAGUCCGUAGUUCUGGAGCCAGAAGUCUUCUCCAAGUCAGCCUCCGAGUUCCAGAACUCACUGCCCCUGCCGCGCAUCCUGGCCAUGUCCAAGAGCCGCAACCCCCGCCUGCAGAUGGCGGCACAGGAGCUCCUGGAAGACCUCCGAGCCCUGGAGUGUGAUGUGUAGUCCCCACCCCACACCCCAGCCUCCUCACUGGGUGUUCAGUCAUCGCCAUGUACCACGCACUAGAGGGGGCAGAUUGCUGGACUAGAGACGGACAUGAAGAGGGGUGUGUCCCACAGCACUUCCUCCCUCUGGAAGUGGCAUCCUGUGGUAGUGUUAAUCUUGCCAGAGGGGGAGCCAAAGAAGACCCCAUCCUUCUGUACUCCCUGGAAGAGGGCUUUCUUGGCCAGUAGCCUGUCUGUGACCUGUGGGGUCACCUGGAAAAAUGGGAGAUUCGUAACCAUCUACCUCAUGGUUAGCAUUUUCCUGAGGUGCAUUUCUCUGAAAAACAAUUCAUUCUGUCUCUAGUAAUUAUAAUUAACCCCCCAAAUGCAGGAUUGCCUUAAUUACCUUUGGUAAACCUGUGAUUCCAGAUGACAUCGGAAUUUUAGCUCUAUAUUUUUUGUGCCUCCUUUAUUCUUGAAUAAAGCCAGAGUUAGUGUUUGCAGUGA
Molecule: messenger RNA, 2439 nt
Organism: Heterocephalus glaber (naked mole-rat)
Lineage: Eukaryota; Metazoa; Chordata; Mammalia; Rodentia; Bathyergidae
Gene: Hsf2bp
Product: heat shock transcription factor 2 binding protein
Cellular component (GO): cytosol
Source: RefSeq, a predicted model, not a curated record